This is a messenger RNA of Letharia columbiana, 861 nucleotides long. RefSeq lists its product as uncharacterized. The record is from RefSeq and is a predicted model, not a curated record. Gene Ontology annotation, molecular function: oxidoreductase activity, acting on the CH-OH group of donors, NAD or NADP as acceptor. The transcript has 5 exons. The coding region runs from base 1 to 861 and encodes 286 amino acids. Lineage: Eukaryota; Fungi; Ascomycota; Lecanoromycetes; Lecanorales; Parmeliaceae.
AUGUUGAUGCGAGAAUUCCUAUUCAGUCGAAGCAGUCCGGGUAAACUGAGUCAAAGCGAUCCAGCCCACUCCACGUCCGCCAAAAUUCACAAGCUUCAAGCACUGUUUAUGAUUCAGUCUUCAGGAUCCCCAGAACCCAUUGCAACGCACCUUCCCACGAAUCCCACUAGCACAAUGAUUUCGCUCGCCGGCAAAGUCAUCUCCGUUACUGGCUCUGCCUCGGGCAUGGGCCUUGCAACAGCCAAAGCUCUUUUCGCCCGCGGCGCCACCACCGCCGUUGACAUUCGCGAAUCGUCGCAGGUGGACUCCUGGAUCGAGAAGACGAUCUCGCACUUUGGACGCUUAGACGGCGCAGCUAAUAUCGCUGGGGUGUUGGGCAAGAACUUCGGUGUUCAUAUUCUUGUACAAUUGAGCAAUGAGUGGGAGUUUGUCACGAGGACAAAUUUCACGGGACUGUUUUAUUGUAUGAGGGCGCAGUUGAGGGUGCUGAAUGACGGAGACGCCGUGGUAAACGCGCCGAGUACGACAGGGUUAGAGGGGCAUCCGAAAAAUAGCCCGUACUCGGCGACUAAGCAUGCAGUCAUUGGGUUGAGUCAGAGUGCGGCCGGUGAGGUGGGAGGGAGAGGAAUCCGGGUCAACUGUGUUGCGCCCUGCCACAAGUACAGAGGUAUAUUCAAUACGCCGAUGGUGGCAGGCUUGGGUGGAGUGGAAUCUGCAAAGUUGGAAAUGUUCAAUCGGGUGCCGCUCUCCAGGAUAGGCCAGCCAGAGGAGGCCGCCAGUGUUCGGGCAUUCCUAUUGAGUGACGGGGCUAAGUACAUAACCGGCUCCGUAUACACCAUCGAUGGAGGAAUGCUGGCGUAA